AAUCCUGGGAUAGUGGCGGACCUGAAGUUGGCCUCUGUGAAGGCUGAGAGUCCCAGGGAACGGGGACCGAGAAGAUUUGGAAGGUGGAGGAGCGCCCAAGGACUGGGGCUACCUAUUCCUUCCGAGGGAGGGAAGGGGCGGAUAGCGGCACCUAUUCUGGAGGAACUGGGCUGAGAUGUGACCCGGAGUGAAGUGUUUUAACCUCCAUACGCGUGAGGGUCACCUUCCACACCAUUCCUGGGGUUGAAAAAGCCACCGACCGUUCCAGAGUCGGAGCAGCACUUAGCCCUUUGGACUCGGCUGCCAUGGAGAGCACUGGUACUGGGAAAAUCUACAGGAGUAGCGACUGCAAUUUGGUCGGCCGGAGCUCGGGCGCCAAUACCAGCCGAAGCACGCUCCCAACGUCCCAUAGAUGAAUGGGGAAAUUAAUGUAACUCAGUGAGAAAAAUAUUAGACUUAAAAUCAUUUAAGUCACGCGGACUUACUGGGGCGUCGGCGCCCGGGCCCAUGACCCACGCCCGUAACUGACAUGGCGCCCUAGCGGUCGGCGUUUCCGGGCGGAUCCUUCAGACGGCCUUCGCUGUGAUUCCAUCAUUCGGCCUCCUUCCCGGCCUGCCUCGCGCCAGGGCCGGGCUGGGCCAGAGCAGCCCAAGAUGGCCGACUUCGAGGAUCGGGUGUCGGAUGAGGAGAAGGUACGCAUAGCUGCUAAAUUCAUCACUCACGCACCCCCAGGGGAAUUUAAUGAAGUGUUCAACGAUGUCCGGCUACUACUUAAUAAUGACAAUCUCCUCAGGGAAGGGGCAGCACAUGCAUUUGCCCAGUAUAACAUGGAUCAGUUCACACCUGUGAAGAUAGAAGGAUAUGAAGAUCAGGUCUUAAUUACAGAACACGGUGACCUGGGUAAUAGCAGAUUUUUAGAUCCAAGAAACAAAAUUUCCUUUAAGUUUGAUCACUUACGGAAAGAAGCAAGUGACCCCCAGCCAGAGGAAGUAGAUGGAGGUCUGAAGUCUUGGAGAGAAUCCUGUGACAGUGCUUUAAGGGCCUAUGUGAAAGAUCAUUAUUCCAACGGCUUCUGUACUGUUUAUGCUAAAACUAUAGAUGGGCAACAGACCAUUAUUGCAUGUAUUGAAAGCCACCAGUUUCAGCCUAAAAACUUCUGGAAUGGUCGUUGGAGAUCAGAAUGGAAGUUCACCAUCACACCAUCUACAGCCCAGGUGGUUGGAGUACUUAAGAUUCAGGUUCACUAUUAUGAAGAUGGUAAUGUUCAGUUGGUUAGUCAUAAAGAUGUACAGGACUCAGUAACUGUUUCGAAUGAAGUCCAAACUGCUAAGGAGUUUAUUAAAAUUAUAGAGCAUGCAGAAAAUGAGUAUCAGACAGCAAUUAGUGAAAACUAUCAAACAAUGUCAGACACCACGUUCAAGGCCUUGCGCCGGCAACUUCCAGUUACCCGCACCAAAAUCGACUGGAACAAGAUACUCAGCUACAAGAUUGGCAAAGAAAUGCAGAAUGCUUAAAGGCUGAAUGUAGGAUUCUUCAAUACAUGGAAAGAAAGGAUGCAAUGUGUGGUCAUGUGAUAAAUAAGUGAUUUAUAAACAAGAGUGAUAUUUUGCUAGGGCUUUCAAAGUUAACAGGUUUUCUAGCCUCAUGGAAUACUGUUGAACCUAUAGCAUUGUCUUGAUUCUUUUGUGUUUUCUGCCUGGUAAUUUUCUGUUUUCACUAUAUCUACUUGUAAAUCUUUUUUUUUUUUUUCAA
This is a messenger RNA of Globicephala melas (long-finned pilot whale), 1752 nucleotides long. It is a transcript of the gene CAPZA1, whose product is annotated as capping actin protein of muscle Z-line subunit alpha 1. The record is from RefSeq and is a predicted model, not a curated record. Gene Ontology annotation, biological process: actin cytoskeleton organization; barbed-end actin filament capping. Gene Ontology annotation, cellular component: actin cortical patch; F-actin capping protein complex. Gene Ontology annotation, molecular function: actin filament binding. Lineage: Eukaryota; Metazoa; Chordata; Mammalia; Artiodactyla; Delphinidae.